AUAGUAGGUGGUCGCGCAUGGCAUCUCCGUGUCUGCUUGCGCUCUGCUCUGCCGUCCUCUGCCGCUGUUUCGCUGAUGAUGCCGCGCGGAGCGGGGCGCUUGUACAUUUCUAUGUGCGGCUACAACCGCAGUUCCUAAGAUUUAAGUCGAAUGAAACGGGAGAGGAGCUUGAAAUAUCAUGAUGGAUCGUCCGAGCCAUUUCUCAUCGCUCGGGCAGCUGUAACGUCGGCGGACACGCGUGGAUUCAUCAAAGAGUCGACAGUCAGGGCUUCACUUUGUUUGACAUUCAGCAAGCGACAGAAUGAUCGAGGAAGGCAGUAAACGAGGCAAGGCCAUGGUGGAGAAGAGACAGCUCUUCAUGGAAAUGAGAGCUCAAAACUUUGAUGUAAUCAGACUGUCAACUUACAGGACUGCCUGCAAACUCCGGUUUGUGCAAAAGAGAUGCAACCUUCAUCUGGUGGAUGUCUGGAACAUGAUCGAAGCCUUUCGUGACAACGGGCUCAACACAUUGGACCACAAUGCUGAGAUCAAUGUGUCGCGGUUGGAGACUAUCCUGUCUUCCAUCUACUACCAGCUCAACAAGCGGCUGCCCACCACCCACCAGAUCAAUGUGGAGCAGUCCAUCGGGCUGCUGCUCAACUUCAUGGUGGCCACCUACGACAGUGAAAGCCAUGGGAAGCUGACAGUGUUCUCAAUGAAAGCCAUGCUGUCAACAAUGUGUGGAGGGAAAAUUGUGGACAAACUACGAUAUAUUUUCUCACAGAUCUCUGACUCAAGCGGAGUCAUGAUGUUUGCAAAGUUUGAUCAGUUUCUCCGGGAGGUGCUGAAACUCCCCACAGCCGUGUUCGAGGGCCCUUCUUUUGGCUACACAGAGCAUUCGGUCCGGACGUGCUUCCCUCAGCAGAAGAAGAUCAUGCUGAACACGUUUUUGGAUGUGUUGAUGGCAGACCCUCCCCCUCAAUGCCUCGUAUGGCUCCCGCUCAUGCACCGACUCGCUAAUGUUGAAAAUGUCUUCCAUCCGGUGGAAUGUUCAUAUUGCCGGAGCGAAAGCAUGAUGGGUUUCCGGUAUCGGUGCCAACAGUGCCAUGGCUACCAGCUGUGUCAGAGCUGCUUCUGGCGUGGCCAUGCCAAUGGUCCCCAUAGCAACCAGCACCAGAUGAAGGAGCACUCAUCUUGGAAGUCACCGGCCAAAAAGCUGAGCCACGCAAUCAGCAAAUCUCUAGGCUGCGUCCCCAUCGGAGAGCCACCACAUCCUGUGUUCCCUGAGCAGGCUGAGAGACCACAGGAACUGACCCAUACUGUUCAGCCGAAACCAGUGGCCAACAACAUGAACGACACAAUGCUCAUGUCCUCUGGGACACCUACUCCUACCAAAAGUGUCUUGGAGAGUCCCAGCCGGCUAGAUGAAGAGCACCGCCUCAUCGCUCGCUACGCUGCCCGUCUGGCAGCCGAGGCGGGCAACUCCACACAACAAUGUCCUCCAUCAGAUCUGGGUUUCAACUUCGAUGCCAAUAAGCAACAGAGACAGCUGAUUGCAGAGCUGGAGAACAAAAACAGGGAGAUCCUCCAGGAGAUCCAGAGGCUGCGUUUGGAGCAUGAGCAGGCCUCUCAGCCGACCCCAGAAAAAGCCCAGCAGAACCCCACACUUCUGACUGAACUGAGGCUCCUCAGACACAGGAAGGACGAGCUGGAGAGGCGCAUGUCAGCCCUCCAGGAGAGCAGACGGGAGCUGAUGGUGCAGCUGGAGGGACUCAUGAGGCUGCUAAAGGAUGAGGAGCAGAAGCAGGCUUCCCAGUCUGGAGGCUCCCCUCAUUCUUCCCCCAGUCACGGUGCGGGCUGCUCCAUGCCCAUGCCCAUACGCUCGACCUCGGCUGGGUCAACCCCAACUCACACACCACAGGACUGCCUGGCCGGGGUGGGAGGGGACGUGCUUGAGGCCUUUGCUCAGGGUGUACCUAGAAAUCUUCGGAAUGAUCUGUUAGUUGCUGCUGACUCAAUCACAAACACCAUGUCAUCACUGGUGAAAGAGCUCCACUCAGUAGAUGAUGGGGGACUGGAAGAGGAGACCAACAUGAGGAACGGUGGGGACAGAGCUCAAGCAGAAUGAACAACAAAAAGCACAGCGAGACUACAGAAGCACUGAGGAAAAGAGAACACCAUUCCACCCUGUAAGAACAUACAGUCAUCAAAUGGGAAGAAUCAGUAACAACAACAACAACAACAACCCCUGGCAUUAGCACGUAGAGUAAUGCAUGCUGUAAUCUAACAGGAUUUCACUAUGUGAAAAAAACGUUUCUUCACACCUUGCAGGUUGCAAGAUGUGUCUAAUUAGCGAGUGUGUAUGUCGUCCUGUAAACAAAAACUGUAAUUACCCAAUGAUUUUCCUCAUGACUGCUAAGGAAUGGCUUGCUGUGCUUACUCCCCCAACUGUUCCAUUGCAGCAGAUCAUUCUGUAUAUAAAAUACUGUAAACACAUGACCAUGGGAAUGCCCCGACAUGAAGGUGACCUCCUGUCACAACAUGUUCCCUGUCGUUGCUUUUGUAUGAUUAGUACUAGUAUUUUUCUUCCUUUUUUUUCAUUUUUGCAUGAAGUUGCACUCAUGUCUGGAUUUAGGUACUGUACCAUGCAAUGCAAUGCCUCUUUGUGGGUUUAUAAUGACAGCUGGGGUGUCAGAAGUGUCCUGCCUCAGAAUUCACGCUGAGUGUGUUUACUUGCACAUCCAUAUUCUGAAGUUUGUUAAAAAAGAACUUUGAUCUUUUGUAAAAGCAGACUGCUCGGAGUCUUGCCGUCACCGUGAGGGUUGCCAGGCAACCAGCGGAAACUCCAGGAAGUCACUGCGCCCGGCCAAGAAAUAGUCCAGCAAUCCCCCGUAAAAAUCACAACAUGUUAUUUUUACACUUCGGUUUUUGUACCAAUUAAACAAAUAAGCUAUAACGAAACAAUUAGUGAGCAAUAUAGGUGCUGGUAGGUUGAUACUUUUACCUUUGGACAGAGUCAAGCUAGCUGUUUGCCCCUGUUUCCCAGCUUUAUACUCAGCUAACUGUCUCCUGGCCAUCCAAAACCUUUGGCUUAUUUUAAUAAUUUUAUUUGUAAGGGAACAUGUUCAAUAUUAAACAUAAAUGUUACCAUUUGAUGUAUUGUACAGGAGUUAACUCAAAGCUAAUUUUGUUAGAUGUCAGUUGGGUUUCCAUGAUAAUAUCCUUUCUAUUAAUGUGUGCAGUGAUAUCUGUUAUUACAGUAUGAAGACGCACAUAAACAGCUUAUCCCCAUUCAGAUCUUAACCAGGAAUAACAGCUGGUAUCCAGAAUACUUUGUGCAUGUAAACACACUCACUGAGUCACAUACUGUACUGCUGCUACUGUGCUCUCAGUGAGCCACCCUUGCAAAUAAGAGGGCUGUGCGAUUAAGAGAAACCAAGGGGCUACUACAAACACAAUAAUGAGCCGAGUCUUGUUGUUUCCUCCCUGUGAAAACUUAACUGAACACACCUGACUAGCUGGUAGCCUCGGUAUUUAUUGUUUCAAGUGUAGGGAAGCACCUCAGGAUGUUUAAAUAGUAAUGAACUAGGCACUGAGUUUUAGUUGUGAAUUACAAUUGAACACUUAUACAGUAUUUGAGGAUGUAAGGUUGUAGUAAUUAAGUAGGAAAUGCUUUGAUAGCUUUAUUUAGUUAAUAAAGGAGUAUUGAAAAUGUUUAUGUGCAAUGAAGAUAGGUGCUCAGGGACUGCAGAGCUACUCUAGGUGAAAUAUGGUGGUAAUGUCCUUUAACUGCUAGAUGUCAUUGGCCACAGACUGAGAGGUUAAAGCUCAAUGAUGAUGAAAAAUGGAGGGUUUCAGUCCAAAAAAUACAUCCACAGUUAUUUAUAAAUUAGUCCGUCAACUUUCUUGUGAUCCCUGUAAGACUGAGUUGAAACUUCCUAAAGUAGUUAAUUUUCAUUUUCUGUCAAUUUGUUUCAUUUUGGAAUGAAACUCUUUAAAUAUGUAGAGGAAAACAACAGCAAGUGAUUAAACGCUGGGUAAAGAAUGUGGAUCAUUAGGAGAGAAGUUUUUCUGAAGUGCUAUUUGGUAAAGCAUGUUGUUGGAUAUAGUUUGUCUGUGUGUGAAUUUGUGUCUUUCACGGCAAAGCAAAGCUGUUACAGAGAUAGCUGUCAACCAGAGAGGAUGUUUAUGUUUGUAAGUCUGACUGAGAUCAGGUGUCACCUUUACAUAUUUGUCUUCUAGUUCAGUGUUUUUUGUCCUUCAGGGUAGCCAUUCAUCUCAAAUGAAAAUGAGCAAUGUUUGCUUUUUAGUAAAUGCAAUGUGAUAAAGGUCUGGGAGCAGUUUUAGAGUGACAUGUUCAGUUCUCAAAGGAAGUUGUAGGUAAAAUCUGACUGAAUCGAAAUGAAAAGCCUGAACUUUUUGUUUUGAGAUUUGUACAGUAAGCCUAUCCUUUAAGCUAAGUAUAAGGUUUCAACAACCUGUUACACUGUGUCAAGAAAAAGAACAAAAAGAGGCUCCUCUGUUAUCGACGUUCUAAAUGUGAUGUUUUCGUUCAGUUCUCUUUUCUGCUCUAUGUUAUCAUUAUUGUUAUUAUUCUGGUUUACAGUAUUAGUGGAGUAUGGUCAAUGUAAUGAGUUUGUCAAAACGCAGAUUCACAUGCACACUCACACUCUGUCGCCCAAAUAUGAAUUAUUAAGUCCCAUAAUUUAAAAUUCUGUGAUCACUGCUGUCAAAAAGUUUAGUUUAUUCAGCGGAUAAGGUCCAGAAACGAUUAAAAUGCAGAUGUAAAAAUUUUAACUGUCUUCCCCUUCAUUCUGGUCACGCAUUUGAAUUCAAAAGUUAGCUUUCUUUUUCUUCUUUCAGUUUGUGCCUGUAGCUGUUCUGUAAAGUGCUGUAUAAAGUAACCAUUCAGCAAAUACGAUGAUCUAUCAGCUUUUAUGUCAGAGUUUUAGUCUGUGACUUUGUAGAGAUUUUAUUUAUUUAAUAAGUGUGUUCUUGGGGAAACUGAUGCUCAGCCUUUAUAUUUGUGCCAAACUGUUUGCAGCCAUUGUGUGUCAUACAAAUUACAGGUAUAGUAUAUCUGCAUUAGUAUGUUGUUGUUGCUCAUAGUUUAUUCACAGAAUGCCUGAAGAUGUUCACAGUAAAUGUUUUCCACUGCUGGAAAAACUUGCAUUUAAUAGGUAAUAAAGAAAGAAAACACAUUCCAAAUCUACUGAUAGACAGUCACUGAUGUCAUUUUAGCCAAUGUGGAGGCAAUACUGUAUAUACCCUGUCAGACCAAACUCGGGGUAUUACAAAUAAAACACAGCCGGUUAUACAGAGGUGCAUACAUUGUGAUCCUUUUAUUGUUUGCAGAGAGACAAUGUGCAAAGAGGACGACCUCUGCGACAACGCUCCCCUGAUGUUAUUUAUCUAUGUAUGUGUUCUGUAUGGUUAUGCUUCUGGUACACAUUUGUUUCUCAUGUUGAUUUUACAAAACAUAGUUUUAUGUCACAAAGCCACUGUCUUUUGUAAAUAAAUCAAAUGUGAGAUAUAUUAAAAAGAUUUAAAAUAUG
Siniperca chuatsi (mandarin fish) is the source of this 5534-nucleotide messenger RNA. RefSeq names its product dystrobrevin, beta b (gene dtnbb). Gene Ontology annotation, cellular component: synapse; plasma membrane. The transcript has 21 exons. NCBI's taxonomy places the organism in Eukaryota, Metazoa, Chordata, Actinopteri, Centrarchiformes, Sinipercidae. Gene Ontology annotation, biological process: synaptic signaling. Gene Ontology annotation, molecular function: zinc ion binding. The coding region runs from base 302 to 2107 and encodes 601 amino acids. The record is from RefSeq and is a predicted model, not a curated record.